AUGGCUAUUAACUUUGAAGGAUCCUGGCCCCAUGAAUAUGAUUUCACCAUUAUUCAUCUAAAAGGUAGACUGCACGAAAACGCCGAUGCAUUGAGUCGAAUGUACGAUAAAGGUGAUAAUUACAUUGACCUCGAGUUUGAGGAAUACAAGGAGUAUAAGAAACUACAUCAGUUGCCGACUAUGAAGAAUCUUACAAUGAGACGAGGAAGUUUGUUCUCAGCACCAGAAGAGUGGGCCUUGGCGCACUGCUUGUCAAAAAAUUUCGCGAUGGGAGCUGGAAUUGCAAGACAGUUCAAGGAAAUCUACGGAUCUCUAGACAUAUUGACCCAGCAAGGACUCCCCGAGCGAAACUUGUAUCAUGUGGUAACUAAAGAUCAGUUCUGGGCGAAACCUUCUUAUAGGACCUUGUGGAACGCCUUACGACAAUUGAAGGAUAGUUGCGAGAAAAAUAAGGACCACAGGUUAGCUAUGCCAAAAAUAGAAUGUGGACUAGACAAACUAGACUAG
This is a messenger RNA of Leptinotarsa decemlineata (Colorado potato beetle), 507 nucleotides long. RefSeq names its product ADP-ribose glycohydrolase OARD1 pseudogene. NCBI's taxonomy places the organism in Eukaryota, Metazoa, Arthropoda, Insecta, Coleoptera, Chrysomelidae. The record is from RefSeq and is a predicted model, not a curated record.